Pogonomyrmex barbatus (red harvester ant) is the source of this 941-nucleotide messenger RNA. RefSeq lists its product as uncharacterized. The record is from RefSeq and is a predicted model, not a curated record. NCBI's taxonomy places the organism in Eukaryota, Metazoa, Arthropoda, Insecta, Hymenoptera, Formicidae.
GCAAUAUUUCGACGUAACCGCGAAGGAUGUUCCCGGGUUUUCUGAAAAUGCUCUCCGUCCCGUGACCUCCCGGGAGGGCUGGCCGAGGCCGCGCGACGUGAGAGAGGGAGCGCGAUUUUCGCCCGGAUAAUUCCGAGAAAUGAGAGCCCCGUGGCCCGUCCUGAUUCUCGCCGUGAUCCUGGACUCAUUGUUGCUCCUGGGGGAGGCGGUAUGUCACCGUAAUGACACCGACCUAAGUGCCGCCGGCCAAAGGUCAGGAGAGACUUUGCCCAGACAUAGACGGGAGCUCACUUUUCCAAAGGGAAGCGCUUUCGUGUUAACUCUAACUCUUCUAAAGGCUAUCCAGCUUAAUGAACCUAAAAAUUGGAAUUUAGAUUUGGAAUUUGAUACGAUUUGGCCAAUACCUAGCCAGGAAGAUUUAAGGAAAGCGUUAAUUAAAAAACCAUCCAAACUAAAACGGCGACAUAGGCGCGAACUCUACGCCAAUUUGGAAUUAGCAUUAAAUAGUCGAAACUUGCCAGGACGAUUAUGCAUUCUUCGCGCAAUUUGUGAGGCAGAAACAGUGCUAAGUCCUCCGGGAUUUUCAAUUAUCGAGGAUGCCAUACGAAUUAUUUUAAGGAAUUUUGAAGACGCUGAUAAUCAUGACUGCUAUGAUAUCGCAUAUCAGAUAAAAAGUGAUUGCGAGAUUGUUUAUCCUUGUCCGUUCUCACUAUUAAAAUUAUUGUUAUAUAAUUUAUAUACAGAAGGGAUGUGAGAAAAGCCGGAUCGAUUAAAAAGCCAGAUUGAUAAUAAAUUGUAUAACGUGAUCCAUUAGAAGAUUUCAUAUUUAAUUAGCGUAAUUUCCGUUGUAGGCAAAAAAUCUGUGAUAUUUCCAAUAUGAAUUGCGCAAAUAAAUACCUAAAAUGUAUACGUCAAAAGUCAUUGAUAUAAAAUACAAUAAA